This is a messenger RNA of Labrus mixtus (cuckoo wrasse), 650 nucleotides long. RefSeq names its product retinitis pigmentosa 1-like 1 protein. The record is from RefSeq and is a predicted model, not a curated record. Gene Ontology annotation, cellular component: axoneme. Bases 120 to 650 code for a protein of 176 amino acids. Gene Ontology annotation, biological process: photoreceptor cell development; axoneme assembly; retina development in camera-type eye. NCBI's taxonomy places the organism in Eukaryota, Metazoa, Chordata, Actinopteri, Labriformes, Labridae. The transcript has 2 exons.
GCCAUGCAGACGUGCAGUGCAAGCAUAAGAAACAUGCUAACCCCUUUUAGCGGUUUGCCUGAGCCCACCUGCUCACGUGACACCAUCCUUCAUCCAGAGCAGAGGGACUACCAUCCAAAAUGUCCUCCCACAAACGCAGCUUCCAGUGCUUCAAUGCUUUAGGAAGCGAAGGCUCUCAUAUGUCUUCUCUUCCCUUUAAACAUCACACCACCCGCCUGCCCAGGAUCUGCCAUCAUGGCAUGGUGGCCCGCCAAGACCCUCUGGAGGAAUGCUACCUUUGCUCUGAGUAUAGACACGCCCAGGCUCUGGAAGCGCUAGAGACUCAGGUCCCACCUUUUUGUCACACUCACCACCCCUAUCAACACCACCAUCCGCACCAGUAUGUUCUCAGGGGGCCCACCAGGCCAGAGGAGCACCCCAUGGCACAUUCAGGCCACGACCGCCACAUUCAUCACAGCCAACACAAGAGGGUGGUUCUGGUGAAGAACAGUGACCCUGCAUUCAGGAAGACCAUCGUCCUGCACCGCAGGAGUCUACGCAGCUUUGGGCUUUUCUUAGAGGAAGUUUCUGAGCUCAUGCAGUACCACAUCAGGAAGCUGUACACCCAAGAGGGUCGCAAGGACGUGAGCCCUCUCACCCUUCCAUCAUAG